Messenger RNA from Oncorhynchus mykiss (rainbow trout), 3697 nucleotides. Its product is annotated as transcription factor SOX-4-like. Gene Ontology annotation, cellular component: nucleus. NCBI's taxonomy places the organism in Eukaryota, Metazoa, Chordata, Actinopteri, Salmoniformes, Salmonidae. Gene Ontology annotation, molecular function: DNA-binding transcription activator activity, RNA polymerase II-specific; RNA polymerase II cis-regulatory region sequence-specific DNA binding. Gene Ontology annotation, biological process: positive regulation of transcription by RNA polymerase II; brain development; camera-type eye morphogenesis. The record is from RefSeq and is a predicted model, not a curated record.
UCCAGAAUCCGCAUUACAUUGAACUAAUGCGUGUGUAUGUGUAAAGCAUGGGUCUUAUUAUUGAGAAAGGCGGCAGAGAAACGACUGCAAAUAACUGCCUCUCAGUUCGCUUCAGACCAGCGGUUCAGACAGUCAGACAGAAAUGAGGUCAGAUACACGAACGCUCAUUGCACACUCCGAUUAUUAUUACACGGUUUAUUCAGCCAAUGGACGCCGGCGGGGAGUGGUUUUGGCCAAAAACAGGAUAGAGACAGCGCGUGAUUGGCUGUUUAGAAUGGCUUUUAUUUCUCGGGAGGGGAUAUAAAAGUGUGUGGCGUUGAACGGUAUGUUUACAGUAUACUGGCAGAACGAUAAGGAAAAAGGGGACUAUGAAAAAGUGCGACACUUCCAUUCUUCCACAUGGUUCUCUUACUGCUCAGGCUAGCUGUGCAGACAGCGAUAUUAAACAUCUCAUAGGAAAGUUACGGAGUUGUUUUCAGCAGCGAAGUGUUCUUGGUAUCACAGGGCGAGUUUUCAGUCGCACUGGAAGUUGAACGUUUGAGUGCAGAACUUUGACGUUUGAACUUGUUAUUUUGUGCAUCUUUUGGAAAAUAUCCGCGCACCGGAGACUUAAGUACACAGUGCUCCAAAACGGACUGAUCAGACAGAGUACUGCGAAGAAAGAGAAAGCAGACCUGCAACAACUUUUACACAUUCGGUCUGUGUGGUUACACAAACAUACAUUUCUUGAGUGACUGAAACAAAACUCUGAUGAUAGAACAUUGGCAACUUUUACGCACUUCACACCAUAACGACAUAAUUCUGAAUAGCACUUUUUUAAAAAUUUGCAUUCCUGUCUAACCGAGAGACAGAGAAGGAAAGAAAGGGAAACGAUGGUACAGCACAUCAGCCACGCAGAGAGCACAGAUCCCUUCUCUCCCGGCGGCGACUCCACCGAUACCGGGGAUAUGGACUUGGACGUGGACCCGUCCCCGACUCCCGGGUCUCCGCUAUCCUCCAACGGAAGGGACCGAGGCAACGUCGCCUGGUGUAAAACCCCCACAGGACACAUCAAGAGACCGAUGAACGCGUUUAUGGUGUGGUCUCAGAUCGAGAGGAGAAAGAUCAUGGAGCAGAGCCCGGACAUGCACAACGCCGAGAUCUCCAAGAGGCUGGGCAAGCGCUGGAAGCUGCUCAAAGACACGGACAAGAUCCCCUUCAUCCGGGAAGCAGAGCGGCUGAGGCUCAAGCACAUGGCCGACUACCCUGACUACAAGUACCGGCCGAGGAAGAAGGUUAAGACACCCAGUACCAAGACAGAGCGGGGAGAGAGAGGGGAGAAAGGAGCGGAUAGGAGCGGGGGCUCAAAAUCCUCCUUGAAAAAAAGCUCUGGAUCUAUGGGGGCCAGCAGAGCGCACAAGCAGGGACAGGGGAGCGCCAAGCUGGCUACCCAGGGGCCGGAGUGUGCAUCUUCCGCGGAUCACCACACACUCUACAAAUCCAGGUCAGUGACUAGCGCUCGACAGAUACCAGACAAGCAAACGAGGCGCGAACACAUGUUUGGCGGAGGAGGGAGCUUGGACAGCGGGCCACCCUCUGUGGGAGUCCCGGGCAGUCCUGCCCUGAGCAGCUCGGCUGAGUCCAGUGACCCGAUGAGCCUGUACGAUGACCAGGUGACGGGGACUAGCAAAGCCACUAACCCUUCAUCAUCCUCAUCAUCAAAGGCCCGCCUCAGGUAUACACGUGCUUCCUCUCCAACCCCGUCCGCCUCUCACUCCUCUGCCUCCUCCCUCUCUUCUUCCUCGGAUGAAGAGCAGGAGGAUGAGCGGUUCGAGCUACAGCCGAGCCCUGGGUUUAAGAGCAUGUCUCUGGGCAGCAUGGGGCCAUGUGUGUCGGAGCUGGACAGGGAUCUGGACUGGAGCUUCGGGGAGUGCGGGGCGGGAUCUCACUUUGACUUCCCCGACUACUGCACCCCAGAGGUCAGCGAGAUGAUCUCGGGAGACUGGCUGGAGUCCACCAUCUCCAACCUGGUCUUCACCUACUGAGCGGCAGAGAGGAGGAGAGAAAAGAAAACGCACAGAGAAAAUAAGGGAAAGAGAACCCCCUGCCUCGCGCAAAACUAAAACCCCGUGAGUGAGAAUCUUCAGACAUUCUUUCAGAUUAAUGGGGAGUGAAACGUGCACAAAAUAAUUCCCCUGCGGUUUCGGAAAAUAAUAGCCUAAUUUGAAGGACAUGUGUUUAGGUUAUUCAAGCAUGGUGUGUGCUUAAUUAAGAACAUCAUAUUUUUCAUUUUGUGCUUAUUGACAGGGAUCAUAGACACGAAUUGGGACAGGCAUGGGAGCAUUGCUGCCUAGUGCGCAGACCUGACGGAAAUAAAGUGCUUAGCUUGCAUUUGGAGACGGGAGAAAUGCUUUCUUACUCCCUUUGAUCCCGCCUCUGUUUAGGAGUGACACACAGACGGACUUACUGAACGGAAGCAUUCAACCGGGCCGCAGAAGGACGUUUUUUUCUGCCUGAUGGUGAUGAUGACUGUAUGAAUAAAGAACAUUUUUGGAGAGCUUGACGUUGCAAGUGGGUUGACGGUUUUAUAAGGGACCCAGUCUGGUUAUUUACCCGCCCUGUGUUGAUGGUGUUUGUGGAGUUAAUAUUCAGGUUUGUUUUUCUUUCUGAAACUUAGAAUAAUAAUGAUAACAGCAAGCACGCGCUCCCUGUGGACUAUUGUUCAAUUUUAGUGAUGAACCUGAAAUAAUAAUGUUUAUCGCAAUGUGAUUACAGCGCUGAGUGUGUGUGUGUGCGCGCGCGUGUGUGUGUGUAACCACAGAACACAGUUCACAAUCACCAGCUUUCCUCUCAACGGCAGGACUUUUAAUUAACAACUUAAAACUCAGAAUCUUUUGUCUGAAAACUUUUACGCUCUCAAUGCACAUUUCAGGACCAUUUCCCUUCCUGCGCAACUCCUAGUGCUUCUGACUUUGUAGUUAUUCUAUAUCAGAUGACGUUUUUUAUAUCGAUGUAUUUAUACCAGCCGAACAUGUUUUUUUUGUUGUUGUUUUAUACUUUGAAGUAUUGUUAUCGUAUAAUAGGUCUCGUUUAUGUGUAAGCCAUGCACCUGUCUGUAUCCCUCCGCGGGAGGGCUAGACGUGUAUCUUAUUUGAAUGUUAAUAUCUCUCACUUUUUAAAGGAGAACUCAGUGUGUCAUUGUCUAUACGUGUAUUUUUGUAGAAGAUCUAAAGAGUGGAUGCCGGUGGAUUUUUAGGGUUAGUUUCCCUUAUCUUCGAAGCCAGAGGGUCCGUUGUCACACAAUCUGCUCCCUAUACUAUGUUUACGCAUUGAUAGUAUCACGCCACAUGCUUCUUAAAGGCACAGUGUCUAUAUUUCACCAGCCGAGUAAACAAACUCUCACACCACUGGAGCACCAUUUCCACCCGGUGACUGCGUUUCUACAGUGGGUUUGGAUAACCUGGACCCAAUCUGUUUGCUCUGUCAUGUUAAAGACCUUGGCAUGAUGGCACAAACAGACUGGUACACAGGCUAUAUCAGAACUGUUAAAGAGAGAGAUAGAGAUGCUGUUCGAUUGAGAGAAAACAUCUGUAUGCUUUUAUGGUGAUAUGUUUGAUUUGAAACCACUGGAUGGAAUGUGACACUCACUAUAUUCUAUAUGCCUAUUUGAGUCAGAGGGAGAUGGAGGGAGGUGGAGGGAGGUGGAGGGAGGUGGAGG